Messenger RNA from Rhipicephalus sanguineus (brown dog tick), 1659 nucleotides. RefSeq lists its product as uncharacterized. The transcript has 2 exons. Bases 63 to 1532 code for a protein of 489 amino acids. Lineage: Eukaryota; Metazoa; Arthropoda; Arachnida; Ixodida; Ixodidae. The record is from RefSeq and is a predicted model, not a curated record.
UAUAAAAGAGUCUAGAAUUCGUAAUCAGGUCAGACGGAUUCGUGCAGCGAAGCAGCCGCACCAUGAAGUCCAUAAGCCUGAGUGCGCUGGUCGUCAGCCUGCUAAGUCACCAAGUCAUCGCAGGCGGACUUGGAAGCAGUUAUUACGGCUUUGGGAAUGGCUUCGGUAGCGGAUUCGGCGGCGGAUAUGGCAGCGGAUUCGGAAGUGGAAGUGGACUGAGUGCCUUCGGAAGCGGUUUCGGUGGCGCAUACGGCAGUGGGUUUGGAAGCGGUGGUGGACUGAGCGGCUUCGGCAGCGGCUUCGGUGCGGGAUAUGGCAGCGGAUUAGGCAGUGGAUUUGGCAGCGGAAAUGGCCUCAAUGGAUUUGGUGGAAACGGCGCUUACUGGAGCAACAGCUACGGCAGCCCCUACGUAGUUCCAAGGAUGCUCCUUUAUCCCGUCGUUCUGCCAAGCGGAAGUGGGAGUCUCUGGGGAAGCAACGGUGGCUGGUACGGAAAUAACCCUCUCGGAUACUGGACGCCAUGGAGCUCUCCAUACAACGUAUGGUUUUCCGGACCGUUUGGAGUCAGCCAGCCUGCCACUGGACUAUGGAGUCCGCGCAGAGUAAGUUCACCGGCCACCUGGUUCACGUCGGGUAAUCUUGGCGGUCAAGGUCCUUCAGGCGGAAUCUACAGAUUACGUGUGCUUGGAGGGAAUGGAGGCCUGAGCGGAGUCGGAUCAAGCGACUACGAUAACACUUACGACGACAGCAGUUCCUCUGGUAGCAGUAGUCCAUCCAGCUGGAGUAGCCAAAAUGGCGGUUCUGGGUUUGGUGGAAGCGGAAGCUACGGCAGCUUGGUUGGGACCAGCGGCCUUCCAACCGGAUUUGGCGGCAGUGUUAGCCAGAUUGGUGGCGAUGAUGACACGUACUACGGUCUGAGCAGAGGAUCAAGAGGAAGUGGUAGUUACGGCAGUUUCAACCGCCUCUUGGGAACAGGCGGGUCUGUGGGGCCACUCAGCGGCCUCCGCGCAGGUAUAAGAGAUCUGUUCAACCGACUUGGUGGUUUUGGACUAGCGGGAGGACGAAGUGGAUAUGACAGUUUGGGCAGUCUCGGCAGUCCCUAUCUGAGAUGGCUAUGCCGCGUCACUGGACUCUCGCCAUGGAAAUUGCGCCGCCUUUACAGGAAGUACAGGAGAAGUGGGAUCAGAUGCUGUUUUCUGACGUACCUGAGGCGAAAUGGAUACCUCGGUGGCUACAAUUGGGGAUAUCCAUACGAUGGCACGCAGGGUAGUGGAGGAAGGCCAGGCACUGGUGGAAGUUUCUAUUACUGGAGAUCACAGCCAACCUACUACAGAUGGGGAACACCUCUGGGAAGCUCAGGGUCUUCACAAGGAGGUAGCUAUGGGGAAAGCUCCUACAAUGAAUUCAGUGGAUCGACAAGUGGCGGUUACGGAGGGUCUAGCAACGCCAAUGGAGGAAGCUUUGGCGGCAGCAGCGCUUGGAGUUCUAGAGGUUCCGGGCAGCAGGAUGGGCUGACAUACGUGAAGGUGUAGCAGAAACAAAUUUUGGUGUUACAAUAUAAAACCACUGGAAAAUUGGGUAAGCAACCCGCACUACCAGUUUGUGAACUGGCCGACAUACUUUCAAUUUUUUAAAAAUAAAACUUCUCCAAGAUUUUCA